AUGACUGACAAUGUUAUUUAUUCCGUAUUAGAGUUUUCUACUGCAUCCCAAGCCCAGAAUGACUACAGACUGCAGCAAAAAGCUUCUUCUUCAAGAUCCCCUCUCUCUUACUACGUGGCAGUAGCGUUGGGGCUUCUGUGUGCCAUUCUAGUGACUUUGCUGCUUUUCCAGUGGAUUCUGUGCCGGGGUUGCAAGUUCUCUACUUGUGCCAGCUGUCCUAGCUGCCCAGACCUCUGGGUGAGGUAUGGUGACCAUUGUUAUUACUUCUCAGUGGAAGAAAAGAACUGGAAUUCUAGCCUGGAAUUCUGCUUAGCCAGAGAUGCACAUCUCCUUAUGUUUAAAGACAACCAGGAAAUGGCAAAUUUUCUGGUUUCUUACAGAAUAUUUUCAAACAGCUUGGUACAGAAGUGUGGUACCAUCAGCAAAAGUGGUCUCCAAGCCUCUAGCUGUGAAGUUGCUUUACCGUGGGUCUGUAAGAAGGUCAAACAUUGAUGAAUGGUCAGUCUGUCAUGUGGCUCCCUAGAAAGAGGGAGCUGGCCUCUGGGUAUCAGGUGAGUCAUGGGUACAUAUUUAGUGACGGCUACCAUUCUAGGAUAUGCAUUAGAUGUGAGAUUAAUGCUGCCUCCCUGGGAUUGAUGGUUUCUUGCUGGACUUUCUGAGAGUAUUCAGAUAUUAUCUUAACAAUU
This is a messenger RNA of Physeter macrocephalus (sperm whale), 686 nucleotides long. It is a transcript of the gene KLRG1, whose product is annotated as killer cell lectin like receptor G1. The coding region runs from base 1 to 492 and encodes 163 amino acids. The transcript is spliced from 4 exons. NCBI's taxonomy places the organism in Eukaryota, Metazoa, Chordata, Mammalia, Artiodactyla, Physeteridae. The record is from RefSeq and is a predicted model, not a curated record.